Penicillium olsonii is the source of this 2610-nucleotide messenger RNA. Lineage: Eukaryota; Fungi; Ascomycota; Eurotiomycetes; Eurotiales; Aspergillaceae. The record is from the annotation of a GenBank genome assembly.
AUGGCGACCCCAAUUCUUAUCUCCCACGACCCCUCCCCCGCCUCCGACUCCGGACUCUCUCUCAAGCAGAUUGCCUACUUUGGCCGCGUCUUGGUCAAAGUCUCUACACUUGCCCAGGCAGAGCAAUUCCUCCGUCAGAACUUCCGCACCCUCGAUGUGUUCGUCGACGCGACUGAGAUCUCCUCCGCGGGGGAUCUCGUUGACAUCCUCAAUGCCGGUGCCGCCAAGAUCUUGAUCACUUUGGAGCAACUUACCACCCUCUCCGAGGAGCAAUCCGUACCCUCAUCUCGCCUCCUCAUCAACGCCCAAUCAGACUCCCAGCUGGAUACCCUCCAGCAAUGGAUCGCUGCCAGCCCCGAGCGCAACGAGGCGAGCGUUUGCACCGCACCCGCUGCCGUCCCCGCCGCCGCCGAGAAAUUGAAGAUCGCCUCUGACUCACCACGCCUUUUUGCAACAAUCACUGGAGCGGUCUCAGAAGAUGUGAUCUCUCAACUUACACAACAGGGUGCAAUUGCCGUCGUUUCCUCUCAGGCUUUGACCGUUGAGCGGGACGUGGCUGGCAAGGUUUCUGCCGCCAAGCUUAUUGCGUCGCGCGCGGUCACCGACCAGGCCAAUGGCCUGUACGCGACCUCGGUGACUGACGAGCGAGGCGCAUGUCUCGGUUUUGUCUGGAGCAGCGACGAGAGUAUCGUUGAGGCCCUCCGCACCGGCACCGGUGUUUACCAGAGCCGGAAGCGCGGUCUUUGGUACAAGGGUCAGUCCAGCGGUGAUGUGCAGGAGCUGAUCCGCAUUGGCUUCGACUGUGAUGCCGACUGCUUGGUCUUUGUUGUCAAGCAAAUUGGACGUGGCUUCUGCCACCUCGGCACUGAGACUUGCUUUGGUGCCUCCGCCGGUCUGUCUCGUCUCCAGAAGACUUUGGAUGCUCGCAAGGCCGACGCCCCCGCCGGAUCAUACACUGCUCGCCUGUUCAACGAGCCCAAGCUUAUCGAUGCUAAGAUCAUGGAGGAGGCUGAUGAAUUGUGCCGCGCCCAGACGAAGGAGGAGGUUGCUUUCGAGGCUGCCGAUCUCUUCUACUUUGCCCUGACUAAGUGCACCGCUGCCGGUGUCAGCCUUGAGGACAUCGAGCGCAACCUUGACCUCAAGAGCUUGAAGGUCAAGCGCAGAAAGGGUGACGCCAAGGGCCCUUGGGCUGAGAAGGCUGGCCUGGCCAAGCCCGAGUCCAAGCCCGCUCCCGCUCCUACCCCUGCUCCCGCGCCUGUGGAGGACCGCACAUCUCGUAUCGAGAUGACUCGUGUUAUUACCUCCUCUACUACCCCUCAGGUCGUCUCUGAUUACCUGAAGCGUCCUUCUCAAAAGUCCAACGAUGCCAUCGUUGCAUUGGUCAAGCCCAUCAUCCAGGAUGUCCGUGACGGUGGUGACGCCGCCGUUCUCAAGUACACUCACAAGUUCGAGAAGGCUACCUCGCUCACCUCCCCCGUCAUCAAGGCACCUUUCCCCGCCGAGCUUAUGAAGUUGGCUCCUGAUGUCCAGGAGGCCCUUGAUGUCAGCAUUGGCAACAUUGACCGCUUCCACUCAGCACAGAAGGGAAGCAAUGAUGCCCUCCACAUGGAAACCAUGCCCGGUGUCGUUUGCUCCCGAUUCUCCCGCCCCAUUGAGCGAGUGGGUCUGUACAUUCCUGGCGGCACUGCCGUGUUGCCCUCCACUGCCAUGAUGCUUGGUGUCCCCGCCAUGGUGGCCGGCUGCAACAAGAUUGUCCUUGCCUCGCCUCCUCGCUCAGACGGCAGCAUCUCCCCCGAGAUUGUCUACGUCGCCCACAAGGUCGGUGCCGAGAGCAUCGUUCUGGCCGGUGGUGCCCAGGCCGUCGCCGCGAUGGCUUAUGGAACCGAGAGCAUUACCAAGGUUGACAAGAUCUUGGGACCCGGUAACCAGUUCGUGACAGCUGCUAAGAUGUUCGUGUCCAACGACACCUCCGCCGGUGUCAGCAUCGACAUGCCCGCCGGUCCUAGCGAAGUCCUCGUGAUUGCCGACAAGACUGCCAACCCGGCCUUCGUCGCUUCCGACCUGCUCAGUCAAGCCGAGCACGGCGUCGACUCGCAAGUCAUCCUCAUCGCUGUCGACCUCAACGAGGCCGAGCUGCGCGCCAUCGAGGACGAGGUUGAUGCCCAGGCCAAGGCCCUGCCCCGCAUGGACAUCGUUCGCGGCUCGCUCGAACACUCCGUCACCUUCGUCGUCAGCGACAUCAACGAGGCCAUGGUCCUCAGCAACGAUUACGCGCCCGAGCACUUGAUCCUGCAAGUCCAGAACCCCGAGUCUGUUGUCGAGCAGGUUCAGAACGCAGGCAGUGUCUUCAUCGGUCCCUGGACUCCCGAGAGUGUUGGCGAUUACUCCGCCGGUGUCAACCACUCGCUGCCUACCUACGGCUACGCUAAGCAAUACUCUGGUGUCAACCUGGGCUCUUUCCUGAAGCACAUCACCAGCUCCAACCUUACUGCCGAGGGUCUGCUCGGCCUCGCGAAGACCGUCGAGACCCUUGCUGCCGUGGAGGGACUGGAGGCGCACAAGCGUGCUGUGAGCAUUCGUGUCGCUCAGAUGAAGAAGAACCAGUCAUAG